Molecule: messenger RNA, 7525 nt
Organism: Xyrichtys novacula (pearly razorfish)
Lineage: Eukaryota; Metazoa; Chordata; Actinopteri; Labriformes; Labridae
Source: the annotation of a GenBank genome assembly
CUUCAGAGGGGGUGGAGGAACUUUAGAGCCUCAAUGAAACUUCUGUUCGAGUGUGUGUGUGUGUGUGUGUGUGUGUGUGUGUGUGUGUCAGUGUAAUUGUGGUUGUGUGCAAUCAUUAUCAUGCCACCAGUGUGUGUUUGUUUCCAGCUUUCUUGCUGGAAAAAAAAUACACCUUUGGUGUAUCGACAUCCGGAAGGAAGUGAUGCAAUGAUUUCAAUGGAGCUUACAUAUAUACAGUCAUGUUGAGGGAUUUCCUUCAGCAUUCGAACACUCUUAGCUUUUACUGCCACCAGCUUUCAUGCAAGGUUCAGAGUCGGCUCAGUCUGGAUUCUGCUCACACUGACUCAACAAGGACUACUGGCACCAUUUCCAACACCAACUCUGAAUCUAACCGUCUGAAAGGUAACUGAUUCACAGUUAUAUAUGUACUGCUUUUGAUUCAGUGGUGACUGUUAUAUCUAAAUGUUGAUUUACAUUUCUAGAGUAUCUGUUGAAUGUUUUCAUUUGUCUACAUUAUCAAGGACAACAACCUGAGUAUGAUCAUUGGCGCUCAAUUUGUAACCAGUCUCCACAACAUGUUUUUACAUGUUCAGAUUUUCUAAUAAUCUAAGCUUUUUUACUGGUGAUUUGUGCUCAUGUUUACACAUUUUUACAAUCUCAAGGUAUCAAUUAUCUUCAGUAGAAAGGUAUUUAUAAAUGAACAGAACAAAAUUGUUAUAAUAUAUAACAUUGAUUUUCAUAUUUUAUGUCCACUACAGAAUGAAGGUUACAUUUGUCACAUUUUGUCUGAUUGGAGCAGUUUUUGCCAACCCAGUAAGUAUGAAAACAAGAGUAUACAACUCUUCAAAAAUACUGUUAAGAUGUAAUAUUCUGACAUGAAAUGUGAUUAAAAAGACAUAUAGUUUAUUCUACAGAUGAAAUACUGCAGUGUUCUGUCUAUGUUAAUUUAUUUACACAUGACAAUCUUUUUUUUUUUCGCACAAGGUCGAUUCUGUAACCUCAAUUGCACUAUUUUUAAAAUGCAUUUCGUGCUCCAAUAAAAUGUGAGCUUUUCCCCUCUGAGCAAGUAUAUCUGCACAGCAGGAUGCCUCCUAUUUAUGGUGCAUUAUAAAGAGUUCAAAUGACUUGAUAUGAAUCUAAAACGAUUAUGAGCAAAUUGCCAUGUAAAAUACUUUUCCUCCUCAUGAAUGUGAUCUGUGAUUUUCCUCUGACAGAUUUCAUUCAGUGCAGUUUUGCUUUCAAGUGAACUGGACUCAAACUCAGACUCAAACUCAGUAAGUAUUUUCCAACAUCAGUUUAUGUUUUACCCCAUAUUACAUGUUGAUUCUUGGUUGACUUAACACAGUUUACACAUCAUAUUUUUGUCUGACAAGGUCAGCAGAAAACUUGACAAUAGCUGCUGUUACUCAAGAUUUCUCCAGACAGUUACCAUUUCUCAGACUAUUGUUUACAACACUGAGAGUCUGGGCUCGUUUAUGUAUUUUACUCUGUCAAAAUAAAUGGAUCUUGAAUGACUGUGAUAAAUGUCUCGAAUGUGAUAAUUGUUAGCAUUGCAGUUGCAGGGUAUAAUUAAGCAUAAUAUGGUUAGUGCUGCGGCUGGUGCUUACUUGUUUAUCUCUCUUAGACUGAAAGUUUGUCUGUUUCACAAUCAUCUGAAAAUGACACCUCAGAGAUUCAGGUAAAGUAUAUAUUUUAUUCUAAUGAAGAUUCGAUUAUUGUUUUGAGAUGCAGUUUUGGAUUUUCAUGGGUGUGUAUUCUUGUCUCUGUUUCAGAGCUCCGAGGAGAACGUCUCAAAUCCAGUAAGUUCAUUUAAUUGGUUUCUGCUCUGCAAAAAUUGAGAAAUCAAGUGAAUAAUUUUGUUUUAGACUAAUCCCACAAUGUGAUAUAAAUAUUGUUUACAGUCUGAAUUGUUUUAUCUUUACAGAGCUCAGAGUCACAAUCAGCAGAAUCCACAUCUGAAGACACAGUGGGUUGACUUGAUUUCUUUUAGCGUUAGUUUCUUCAACACUACUUUACUCUUAGCAUGCUGUUGUUGGAUUCAUAUGCUGCAUAUAUAGUUGCUGUUUUAAAAUAGUCUUUAAAAUAAAGAGGAAGCAACAUUGUGUUUACACAUAUAUGGCGGCAAAUGCAAUUUUGAUUCUGCUGUAGUGUUUAAGUGUCGCGUUAUUCACAGAAAUGUUGUUUUUCCCUUUAGACCUCAGAGGAGAGCAAUAGCCAGUCAGAAGAGAUUGAUGGGGUAAGACAGAUUCACUCAAGAGUUAGAUCAAAUCUACCUCAUUUCUUCCUAUCAUGGAUCACACACCAUCCUUUUGGUUCCCUCUUUCUUCAAGUUAUAAUAUCUAUUUCCACAGUCUGACUCCCUGGCUGAAACCAGAGAUGACAGCAUGGGCAGUGAGGAGAAUGUCAGAAAGGUAGGAUAAAAGCUUUCCACAUUCACUCACUCACUCAGUUUGAAAGUUUUUCCACGUUCGCUGUGUUGAGUUGCUUUGUAAUUUCUUUUGUCUUCUUUUUCUUGGCAUUAGAGCUGGGUACAAGUGUUCGCAAGUGUGAUCAAAAUCCUGAGCGCAGAGGACAACAGCACAGAAGUCAAGAGUCAGUCCAUGGAGCUCACUGGGAAACAGCCUCCUCACAUCGCCACUGGCACUACCCUCAAGCACAAAAACACAGCUCAAGGUCACACAGACCUGCAUCUGGUGGAGGCUAACACAGACAGCAGUGACACCACCAGCGACAGCUCAGACACCAGUGACACAUCUGUCACCAGCGACAGCAGCCAGAGCACCAGCAAAGAAAGCAAUGAGUCCAUGGAGAGUGAGGAGAGUGACAGCAGUGAUGCCAGCAAAAGCACAGAGGACAGUAAUGCCAGUGACAGCGCUGAGCUGAAACAAAUCCAAGACUGUGUGAAUGGGACUCAGAGCUGUGAAAGUGAAGAGUAUUUCUUUCAAGACAUAGGGGAUGAUGCACAUUACUCAUUGGACAACCUGAUGGUCCCGGAUGAUGAUGAAAGGGAGUUAAUGCUGAGGAGAUGAUGGCAUGUACUUCAGUGUUUUUAUAAGUUUACAACUAUGAACUACAAAGUCAUUAAACUACCAGCGUGAACACUUCAGUGACAUAUUUGCUCGUACCCAUUGCUUCUGAAUGUUGACUGUUACCUGCACCUGAUUUAUUCUGUGUUGAACUAUUGUAGUAACGAUUUUAUUGACAAAGCAUUUCAGUUUGUUUUGAUAUAAUAAACAAAUAAUACAAUCAUUGUUUCGGGUGAUGCAUGUUUAAGAUAACAUGUCAGCCAUAGGCCAUGCUCAAAAAAGCUAUUAAAUGCAUACAAGCUUUUUGUUAAGUUUUAUACUAACAGGAAGCAGGGCAGUAGUAACCUUUCAAGGUAAAUUGGUCCAAAAGACACGACCAACGUAAAGUCUUAUCAUUCUUCAUAUGUUGUUUUUUCAAAGGGCAACAUGGCCGGUUAGCUCAGUUGGUUAGAGCGUGGUGCUAAUAACGCCAAGGUCGCGGGUUCGAUCCCCGUACGGGCCAGUAGUUUUUACCUUUUGGUUUCCUUUACAACUUGUCGAUCAUCCUCCUGUCACCAUCUCUGUUUCAUUUCUGGUAAACGACGACUUGAAUGCCGAUAACUUGCCAAAUCCUACAGCGUUUUCUUUCAGGCAGCUCUCACCUCAGCAAAAAUAAUCACUAGAUGGCGACAGAGCACUGACAGUAAGAGGACAAGGCCUCUGCUCAACUACAAGUUUAUCUGAACAGUUUUAAAUUAAUACAACACAGGAACCAAUGAAAUUUAUCAGUAUUAACUAAAAGACGGUUAAGAAAAUGUCCACCUAGCAUUAUCUGUAAACACCAGAGAGGAACAGAUAACCAGCCGCAUAAAUAGUUUUUGUGAACUAUCAAAAAUUUUAUUACAAAAUAUUGAACGAUGCUGGAAAAUUUAACAACAUUCACAGCCUCAAGUUUUGGAGGAAAAAAAAAAACAUGGCACAGAUGAGCCUCUACUGAAAACAACUGAAAAAUGACAGGUUGGACAAUAUGGUUCUGUCAUAUUAAAACCAGUUUUUAGAGUCUAACGCUUUAACACGAUCAACAGGCAACAUCUAUGCCUCAAAACAGUCAAAUGUUAAACAAAUUAACAUCUGCAGUGUUAUCUUUUCUCUGAGGUGUCUGUCUUAGCUGGGGAAGUGAGAUUUCAGGUGCUCCUUCAGGGCUGGUAUGGUGGUAAGCUCUUUUCCACACAUGUGACAUCGUAGAGGUAGUUUCAACAACUCACUAGCACCUUCUUUGACAGUGACCCUCCCAUUUGUUUCAAGCAUUUGAAUCACAUCUGCAGAUUUGGAAAAAGAAAAUAGAAAAAUAAAGACAGAUUUGCAGUGAUGGACAUGCUGAAAAACUUGCAUUUGAUUUCCUCUUACCAUGUGACUCAAUGAAGUAGUCAGUCGUGAAUGAGUUCCAGUGUUUCUUGUUCUUCAAACACGGAGAGUCGAAGUCUUGGCUGAUCACAUGGAGAUGUACAUGACUGUAAAAGAGGGCAUGAAGAUAUAGAUAGUCUGGGCCAAGUUUCAUUUGUGUAUUAAUUAGAAAUAGGAGAAAUUGAAUACAUUUGACUUAUGAGGCAAGCAAUUCAAUCUUGCUACCUGCUACAAAGAAAACUCCAGACUUCACUUAUUACAUCUCUAGCCAACAAAUCACUUUUUAUCAAUGAUGUUCUAUAAUUGUACAAUUUAUUAAGUAAUUAAUUUGUUAUAUAAUUUUACUUUUCUUGAAUUGAUUCUGUUUCUCUUAAAAUUAAUCCAUGCUCUGUUAGUGUAAAUGUAUGCACUCUGCUUUUUAUCAGUUUGAGAGAAUCUUAAAUAUUUGUGCGUAAAGUACAUUGAGUUUGCUUUGAGUAUGAAUCUGCCUCGAAAAAGUAAUUCAAAUACAUGAUAUUGCAUCACUGGGUCAACAUUUUUUCCACAUAAACAUUAAAACUAAAGACAAAAAAAACAACACAGCCCUUUCAUGUGAUGUCACUAUCCACAGUAUCAUUACGCACCUCAUACUGGGGAUGGCAUGGUAUCCUGUGCGGAAGCGCAGAGAGCUAGCAUGUGGGCACUGUUGAACCAUUUGGUCCGCAACCUUCUGCAUGUGUUUCAGCAGGUCAGUGUGCUCCUCACGCAGCACCCUCAGACUAGAGAUGGACUGCCAUGGUAGGACCAGCCAGUGGUAGCGCGCUUUGGGAUAUUUAUCUUUGAUUACCACUACUUUUUCAUCUUUGUACACCUGUUAGAAAGAGGUUUUAAAAUGGUCAUUCUCAGUCAAAGUCUUGCAGUCAUGAUUAAGGUAACAGUGACUGUAAAUGUGUUUUUUUAAAACAUUGUUACCUGCAUCUUUGGGUCUUGCAUUGAAGUUUUCAGACCUUGACUCCAAUGACCAAAACUUUCCUGUCGCAAAUGUAAGGUACGCAAGUUUUUUAAUAAAAUGUAACACAAGCACAUCAAGUAUAAGUUAAUACAAGGAUAUAUUCUUAAUGGUAUUUUCUUCUGUCUCUUACAUUGUUUCUUGUGGUUUCUUCAUUUUUGGGCUGCACAGGCUCCUUUUCUGUUUGUUUGGCUGCUUUUGUACCUUUUGUACUUGGAACCUCCCUGUCCAUCAUCCUGUCCUCUGAGGGCUCUCGUGGUCUCUUAGAACCACUAUGGUUCCCACUUGGAUCCUCCUUGUACUGUACAGUAUAUGGGAAGAGCUGGUUGACAAUAAGAAGCUGCUGUCCGGGCUUCAUUUUGACCUCAUUUCCUUUACCAAUCACCACAGAGUCAACUGAGGUCGGGUUCAAGCCAAGCUUUGAAAUAAAGAAAUGGGGAAAAGAUUAAGGAUAGUGGAUUACCAACUGAAGGGCAAUCAAUGCUGUUAGUCAUAGAUUAGGUUGUAGUUAUUUAGUAAUGCUCAGCCUAACAGUUGCUUUAUAAUCUAUUACGAUGUUCACUCUGAUAGAAACUAUGUUUCUCUUACCUGUUUAACUUUGACAUAUCCUUUGUUGCAAUCUGCUUUCAGUUCAACUGGUUGAGACGAGAUAACAUUUGCAUUUGUUUAAAUUUGUCUCAUUUAGAAGAUUUUUCUAACUUGAAUGUACUUGCUUUCACACCACUUAACAGUAGUUUUGGCUUUAAACUUAUCAGACUCAAUAGGGUACGUCGAUAAAUUAAAGGGAUAUUCCGGCGUGAAAUUAAUUUAGGGUCGAACACAUCAUAACACUGAGUCAGACACCCCCUCGAGAGAUAAAUGUUGCCGACCGCUUGCUUCUCUAGUUACACCAACUUAAGUAACGACCACACGAUAGCAAUACACAGCGGUCUGAGGGACCAUAAACAAACCUCAACCUAAACGCCACCCUAUAGCCACAAAUAAUGCUCAGAGCAGCACCUAACUUCAUCAACAGUACAUUUAGGGUCCCAGCCAUAGCACUAGCCACCAAACAUCUUUUAAUUUUGCCUGAUUUCUUUAGCGAAGGGACUAAACACAACUCACCUACUCUCUUCCAGCAGACGCUUGUUUGUAAGGAGACCUCAACCAGUCCAUUAUGGACUACAGUGACACAGCUCAAGGAAGAACAUUUAUGAUCAUUUCUUCAUGGAAAUGCAAUCAGACCGAGAUGCUUAGACAGAAGAACUACUGUGUCUGCAGUGCAAAAUGAUUAAUAUGAUGAUUAUUACUUCAAGGAAAUGAUAAAGAAAUGAUGUCCAUGUAGAUUCUCAUUCAUCCAGGUCAUGGUUUUCUUGAAGACUUAAAAAGCAGCCAACUGGACAGUGUAGAGUCCAGUUGGCUGCUUUUUAAGUCUUCAAGAUAAAGAAAUGAUCAUAAAUGUUCUUCCUUAAGCUGCUUCACCCCGCUAUAGUCGGUAAUGGACUGGCCUGAGGUCUUGCUACAAACAAGCGGCUGCUGGAGGAGAGUAGGUGAGUUGUGUUUAGUCUCUUUGCUAAAGAAAUCAGGCAAAGUUAAAAAGAUGUUUGGAGGCUAGUACUAUGGCAGGGACCCCAUAUGUACUGUUGAUGAAGUUAGGUGCUGUUCUGAGAAUUAUUUGUGGCUAUAGAGUGGCGUUUUGGUUGGGGUUUGUUUAUGGCUCCUCAGACCGCUGUGUACUGCUAUCCUGCGGUCGUUACUAAAGUUGGUAUAACUAGAGAAGCAAGCAGUCGGCAACAUUAAUCUCUAGAGGGGGUGUCUAUCUCGUUGUUAUGGUGCGUUUGACCCAAACUUCAUUUUACGAUGGAAUAUCCCACUAGUCACUUUUUCCACUGUCCUCUGGUAUUUUUUAUCUGACUGUGGACUCAGCAGGUGUAGCAAACAUAAACAUUACCUUGGUGCCGCGAGCAUUUUUUGUCUUUAAUAGUCGUCUCUGGACCUCGACCCAGCACAACUGGCUGUAGAUGUGGCAGUCUGAUGGGACUAUGAUUGCCCUCCUCGCUGACGAGCCAGCAAGUAGGCAUUUUAUCAUCUCUUUUAGCGGAUCUACCACCGGAGCUGCAGGACUGCAGCCACACGCUUGUGUUGGUGU